Molecule: messenger RNA, 715 nt
Organism: Branchiostoma belcheri (Belcher's lancelet)
Lineage: Eukaryota; Metazoa; Chordata; Leptocardii; Amphioxiformes; Branchiostomatidae
Product: cerebellin-3-like
Exons: 4
Coding region: 1-636 (211 amino acids)
Molecular function (GO): protein binding
Source: RefSeq, a predicted model, not a curated record
AUGAAGAACGCCAUGUUGGGAGAAAGAGGACACAGUAAGCUGGUGCCUCUGGUGUCUGUGUUUCUGCUAGGCGCGUGUUUCUGUGCUGUGGUUGUUCUCGGCAAGAGCUGGCUGGAAUUUUCUCCGAUGAAAGUUGAAGUUGAAGUACCGUCGAACAAAGAGGCAGAACAGAACUACGGUAACCCCGUCCUCACACCUUACGUUAACGUGGCCUUCUCGGUGGCCCGGACGGACCCUCUCGGUCCUUUCCCGAACGACACGACGAUGCAGUGGAACUACAUGUUCGCUAACGCGGGAGGGGCGUUCGAUAUGGGCACCGGAGUGUUCACGGCACCUGUCGGAGGAACGUACUACUUUUCUUGGAAUGGACAGAAGCGGUCCAACACGAACGACAUGGCACUGUACCUGGAAAUCAACGGCGCGGGGCAGGCCGGGAUAUACGAGGACAACUGGAACGGGGGUGGAGGCAUCUUCACUCCCACCCUGAACCCGGGUAACGCGCAAAGUGACAUGGUCGUCCACCUGUACCCUGGGGACAGGGUCCACCUCCGUUUGAAUGACGAGGCCUACCCAUACUCCACCAGUUUCGGCAAGUACACAGGCUUUACGGGAUUUCUCCUGUUCGCCGAUUUUUAGACAGUCGACCAAUCACGGAGACUACUUAGUUGCGCCCCCUUGUGUCUCUGCCUGGUAGGGCAACCUAGAUCAUCGCUCU